Echinostoma caproni is the source of this 975-nucleotide messenger RNA. The record is from the annotation of a GenBank genome assembly. NCBI's taxonomy places the organism in Eukaryota, Metazoa, Platyhelminthes, Trematoda, Plagiorchiida, Echinostomatidae.
AUGAAGGAAGAAAACUGGAUACUACCGGUCACAUUAACCGUCGCUAUUGAUUUGCGUCGAUUCGCACACGGUCUGGAUUCCGUGGCCAACGAGAAGAAUGAAGGACACGUAGCGAAAUCCGGAUCCAUCACUCGGAUACACGGGCGCCGAUUGGAGACAGCUGCACAGUCAAUAUUGAAGUUGUUUCAAAUCUGUGCAAGCGAUAGCCGGACGCAGAUAGAAGACUCAAAAAAACUAGGAAUGAUGGGCCUGGCAAAUCAACUUUUCAAGAUAUACUUCCAGAUCAACAAACUAAAUCUAUGCAAGUCAAUGAUUCGGGCAAUCGAUAACCUGGGCAUGAAUGAGCGUUUCAGUUUGGCUCAACGUGUCACUUAUUGCUACUACGUUGGUCGCAAAGCCAUGUUUGAUGGGGAUUUCGUCUCAGGUUAUUGUCCCUUUUUUCCAGCGGAUAAAUCCCUGACUUUCUCAUUCGAACACUGUUUGGGCUCUGCAUUGCAUAACAAGCGACUGAUUCUCAUUUAUCUCAUCCCAGUCAAAAUGCUCUUGGGAGUAUUUCCAACCCCUGAUUUGUUGUUGAAAUACAACCUAUCCGAAUUUCUCGGUAUUUUGGAGGCAGUCAAGGCCGGUGAUUUACGCAAAAUGGAUACAGAGUUAAAUCAGCACGAAUCGUUCUUCCUCUCCUGUGGUGUGUAUCUAAUUUUGGAAAAAUUGAAAUUGAUCACCUACCGGAAUCUGUUCAAACGGGUCUGCGAAAUUAUGAAAACGCACUUGUUGCCCAUUGAGGUGUUCACCGCAUCUCUUCGUCUAAUGGGGGUGGAAGAUAUUGAUCACGACGAGACCGAGUGUAUAUUGGCCAAUUUAAUCUACGAAGGUAAAAUUAAAGGAUACCUGGCGCACCAGCAACAAAAGUUAGUCGUGAGCAAACUGCAAGCAUUUCCUCCUCUGACCGGCACAGCUCCCCCGGGAUCUCGUUGA